UUUCUUUGUUAAUUUAAAAGAAGCUAUCAGCAUGAACUCUCAGCAGCCUGCAGCACCAACAGGACAAAACAUGACUUUUGUUCGGCCACUGGGAUUUUACAUUGGAGGAUUUCAGUCACUGCCAUAUUCUCAUUAUUACUUCAUAUUUCUGGGUGUAGUUUACAUAGCAACACUUAUAGCAAACUUUCUACUGAUGGUAAUCAUUUUAACUUCAGAGUGUCUGCACACUCCCAAAUAUAUUGCUAUAUUUUCUCUUUCAGUAGUAGAUGUAAGUUAUAGUACUGCGAUUAUCCCAAGGUCAGUAGAUGCUUUCCUUUUCAAUUCAAAAUUUAUAUUCUAUGAAACUUGUUUGGUUCAGAUGUUUUUUGUCCACUACUUUUGUGCAAUGGAAUCACUUUCACUCACUAUUCUUGCCUAUGAAAGGCUUAUUUCUAUAUGUGCUCCAUUCCAGAGUAGUAUAAUUAAUACUAACUCUCGAAUGAUUUCUAUUAUAUCUAUUACUUGGUUUGUCAUUUUUCUGAUUAUUCUUGUCAUGGUUUCCUUGAUCACACGCUUGUCCUUUUGCAGAUCCUUAGUUAUUAAGAGCUACUUUUGUGAUCAUGGCCCUGUGUUUAGCUUGGCUUGCAAUGACUUUACUCCUAACUGGAUGGUGGCAUACUUUUGCAUUGUCAGUUUUUUUUGCUUGCCUUUAACCUUCAUUAUAAUUUCAUAUAUAUGCAUUAUUUUUUGUGUUUUAAAAAUUAGAUCACUGGAAGGAAGACAGAAAGCAUUCAAAACCUGCACAACUCACUUAACUUUAGUAGCUAUAUUUUACAUACCUCUUUUAGUCAUCUAUAUAACAGCAUGGGUGAGGUCAACAGUAGAUGCUGACACAAGGAUUCUGAAUACAUCUUUAGCUGCAACUAUUCCUCCUCUGCUGAAUCCAAUUAUAUACACCUUGAAAACUGAAGAAAUACUGGUGCAAGUCAAAGCUACUUUUAGAAAGAAAACAUUACAAUUUCUGAAAUAACAAGAUCUUUUUCAAUAAAAUAGAAAUACAAAACAGACAAAAUGAAAAGUUGGCAUAUUCCUUUGGCUUUCAACAUGCAACUAGUCUUAAAUCACUAUUAUACUAAUAUAGAUUUGGUUCCUUUAAGAUAUGAAAUACAGUAUAGACAGCGUGGUGAUAUAGCAGGUGCCAUUACUGCUUUUCAGCACUUAAUUAUCUGUUUGAGUCUUUGAUACAAAGCACCUCAACUCCUAUUUUAUUUAUGUGGGCUUCCCAUAGUCACAAAACAUCCAGCUAAUCUGGCUAGUGGCUAAAACAUGGCAAACUGUGAGUGAGUGAAGGUGUAUGCAAUAAUAUGCACUGCAGCUUCCUUAAGCUCUAUUCAGGGUUGCUUCUUUAAUAUUUUAUUCUGAGGGUAAAUGCUUUUACACUGAAAUGGAAAAAGAAGGUUAAAAAUGGGUGGAGUACAUGAAUACAUUUGUUGUGUAAUAUAGGAAAUGUACCACUUUGUAAA
Molecule: messenger RNA, 1502 nt
Organism: Erpetoichthys calabaricus (reedfish)
Lineage: Eukaryota; Metazoa; Chordata; Cladistia; Polypteriformes; Polypteridae
Product: olfactory receptor 1571-like
Exons: 1
Coding region: 32-1009 (325 amino acids)
Biological process (GO): G protein-coupled receptor signaling pathway
Cellular component (GO): membrane
Molecular function (GO): G protein-coupled receptor activity; olfactory receptor activity
Source: RefSeq, a predicted model, not a curated record